UUCCUUUUUCCACCCUCUUCUACAUACGCAUAUGACCAUACUUGGGUCAGGAGGGAGGGAGAGAGAGAGAGAAAUGGGUGUGGCGAUUGUGGAGCCAAACACAUGUAUUCGGGGUUGCUGCCGGAGCGACUCAAUUCCUCUGCAUCUCCCACCGUCUUCCUACUCUCUCUUAAACCCAAUUGCUCGAGGAGCAGAAAGUGUGGUUUAUGAAGCUGUUUUGGAUGGAAACAAGGUUGCUGUGAAAAAACCCAUUUUGUCUACCUCUGAUCACAUUGAUAAAUUCCACAAGGAAUUGCAAAUGCUAUGCAAGUUAGAUCAUCCAGGAAUUGCCACAUUGGUUGCAGCACAUGCAAAGCCUCCAAAUUACAUGUUUUUCUUCAAAUUCUACGAGUCCCUAAAUUUGGCAGAGAAACUACACGUGGAAGAGUGGAAUCCAACUUUUGAUCAAGUGCUCACCAUCUCAGUCCAGUUAGCUAAAGCUCUGCAACAUCUACAUAAACUUGGGAUUGUACACAGGGAUGUAAAACCAGCAAAUAUUCUUCUUGAUGAAAACCUUCGUCCACAUCUGGCAGACUUUGGUUUAGCAGAAUAUAAGAAACAUCUUAAACGAGUUUCUAUGGAGAACUGGAGAUCAUCUGGAAAGCCAACUGGUGGUUUCCAUAAAAAGAAUAUGGUCGGCACACUCAUUUAUAUGGCACCUGAAAUAUUGAGAAAGGAGAUACAUAAUGAAAAGUCAGAUGUAUAUAGUUUCGGUGUGACAAUAAAUGAACUGCUUACUGGUGUUGUCCCAUAUACUGAUCUUCGUGCAGAAGCGCAGGCCCACACUGUGCUGGAAAUGAACUAUACUGAACAGCAACUUACAGCAGCCGUGGUGUCUGAAGGAUUGCGACCUGCUCUUGCUGGUCACAGCUCGUCUGCACCAACAGGUUUCCCGUCCUUGAUACAGAGAUGUUGGGAUGCAAAUCCCCAAAAUAGGCCUUCUUUUGAUGAUAUUAUUCUGGAACUUGAUCCCAUCUUGGAAUGCAGAAAGAGAGUAGAGGAAGACGAAAAGGAAAAGGCACUUGUUGAACCUUCUAUCCCUCUUGGUCAUGAGGGCAUCCCGAGCCUUCUUGCUUAUCAAAAAAGUAUUAACUGGUUUACUGAGGGUGAAAACUUGUCAAAGAGAUCUUGUCUCGCAGCUGAUUCUGGUGUCAGAAUUUGGCUUGAUCCUUUUACUGAUCCUUCAGCAUACCAUCCAGUGUUGUCUUGGGGAUCCUUCGGUACUUGUGGGAGAAGGGAGACAAUGGAGGACACUCACUUUCUUAUGCCCCAUAUGUGCGGUGAGAAGGAUAUCCAUGUGUUUGGAAUCUUUGAUGGUCAUCGAGGUGCAGCAGCUGCUGAGUUUUCUGCUCGAGCUCUACCAGGAUUUUUGCAAAGUCUUGGUUCCAUAAAAAGUCCGUCCAAUGCAUUACUAGAAGCAUUUGUCAAUACAGAUGUUGCAUUCAGGAAUGAAUUGGAUUCCCAUCGUAAAUCUAAGGGAGUUAUUCAGAAAGACUGGCAUCCUGGUUGCACAGCCAUCGUGGCUCUUAUAGUCAGAAACAAGCUUUUUGUUGCUAAUGCUGGCGAUUGCAGGGCAAUGCUAUGCCGAGCUGGCAGUGCUUAUGCUCUAAGUAAGGAUCAUGUUGCAAGUUGUCCUGAGGAGAGAGAACGUAUUAUCAGUGAAGGGGGACAAGUCAAAUGGCAAGUUGACACGUGGAGGGUUGGGCCUGCUGCUCUCCAGGUUACGCGGUCUAUUGGUGACGAUGAUCUGAAGCCUGCUGUGACUGCAGAACCUGAGAUAACUGAGACCAUACUGUUUGUAGAAGAUGAAUACUUGGUUAUGGCUAGCGAUGGGCUCUGGGACGUUAUGAGCAACGCAGAGAUUGUUAGCAUAAUAAAGGACACAGUGAAAGAACCUGGGAUGUGCUCAAAGAGAUUGGCAACUGAGGCUGCUGAACGUGGAAGCAAAGACAAUAUAACCGUUAUUGUCGUUUUCCUGCAUCCUGUAUCUACUGCAGAGAGGAUUUACUAGGUUUGAUGGUAUUCUUAUAGACAUUGUUUUGUAUGUAUGAAAUUAAUUUUAGUGAGACAUGAAAAUGAACCAGAGGUGGUAGGAAAAGGUUUACCUCCUCGUCUUGUGGAAAUUGUAUGCACACAUUUAUUUUUAGUGGAAAACUACACAAAGCAUAUGCUUGUAUUAUUGGAUUUCAA
This is a messenger RNA of Camellia sinensis, 2229 nucleotides long. NCBI's taxonomy places the organism in Eukaryota, Viridiplantae, Streptophyta, Magnoliopsida, Ericales, Theaceae. The record is from RefSeq and is a predicted model, not a curated record.